This is a messenger RNA of Acanthamoeba castellanii str. Neff, 285 nucleotides long. Its product is annotated as Ras subfamily protein. The record is from RefSeq and is a predicted model, not a curated record. The coding region runs from base 1 to 285 and encodes 94 amino acids. Gene Ontology annotation, molecular function: GTP binding; GTPase activity. The transcript has 3 exons. Gene Ontology annotation, biological process: protein secretion; regulation of exocytosis. Lineage: Eukaryota; Discosea; Longamoebia; Acanthamoebidae.
AUGCAGGUCGUCAUCGCACUGACUGCCAACAAAGCCGAUCUGUCCGAGUUCAGACAAGUCUCCACCGAGGAAGGUCAGGCAUACGCGGCUGCACAGGACCUUCUGUUCUUCGAAACGUCGGCCAAGAACGCAUUCAACGUGAACGAAGUUUUCCUCGAGCUGGCGCGUGUGAUUCCGACGAGGAUGGACCGAGAUCUGGAGACGCAGUCGGCCGAACUCAAGGCCAAGCCGCUCAACCUCAACCAGCCCACGCCCCAGCCUCAGGAGGGCGGCUGCUACUGCUAA